Messenger RNA from Alligator mississippiensis (American alligator), 379 nucleotides. Its product is annotated as B-cell differentiation antigen CD72-like. The transcript has 3 exons. The record is from RefSeq and is a predicted model, not a curated record. The coding region runs from base 26 to 379 and encodes 117 amino acids. Lineage: Eukaryota; Metazoa; Chordata; Crocodylia; Alligatoridae. Gene Ontology annotation, molecular function: transmembrane signaling receptor activity. Gene Ontology annotation, cellular component: plasma membrane.
GAGUCACUUGUGCCCUGAAGCCACGAUGGGUGAGAGUGUGACAUACGCCGACCUGCAGUUCUCCAAGGCCCCCCCGGGAUGGAGCGCACCCCCCCGCACGCAGGGGGCAGCACCUUCAGCCCCACAUGAGGCCGACAGCACCUACGAGAACCUGCAUCUGGGCCCUUUGGGCGCGGGGCCAGCUGGGAGCGGGGCCCAGCAGCACAGAGCAGAAGGACACUGGCAGGGCUCUGGGUGCUGCAGGUGCUGGAGCUGGUCCCACGGCCCCUUGUCUUUUGUGGAGCCCCGAUGGAGCGCGCGGCCCCUGCCCCUGGGCCUGCUGGCAGCCUGCCUGGCCCUGCUGGUCACCACCAUCGCCCUGGGGGUCUGCUGUGAGUAG